Paramuricea clavata is the source of this 276-nucleotide messenger RNA. Lineage: Eukaryota; Metazoa; Cnidaria; Anthozoa; Malacalcyonacea; Plexauridae. The record is from the annotation of a GenBank genome assembly.
AUGUACUCUAUCCUAUACACUGAAAACAACAAGCUGGUAGAAAAGAAGACAGCUAAAGGGAUAAAGGAGUCGGUAACAAAGAAGAAGAUAAAACAUGACAAUUAUGAAACCUGCUUAUUCGUUAAGAACCAGACAAAAGCGUCAAUGAAUCAGAUUCGAAGUAAAGGUCAUGAGAUCUACUCCAUCAAAUUAAACAAGAUUGCGUUAAGUCCAUACGACGAUAAACGUUUCAUUUUAGAAGACUUUGUUAGCACAUUAGUUCAUGGACAUUAUAAA